AGGAGACCUUACUUCCCUUAUUUCCUCCCUUGUACCUCAAGUCCAGAGACAUAUCCUAAGACGUAUCCUAGGACAUACCUUAUCAGUUGAACAUUCAACACCGCGUUGACAAGAUGGCUAAGAGAACUACUCUCAAGGAGUUUGAGUCUGUCUUCCCCAAGCUCGAGGAGGACCUCGUAGCUUGGGCGAAGCAAUACAACUUGCCUCAGCAGCAGCAAGAUUGGUACAAGAAGAUGCUCCGAGAAAACACGGUUGGCGGAAAAUGCAACCGUGGAAUGUCAGUUCCUGACUCCGUGUCUAUCCUUCUUGGCAAGGAACUGUCCGAAGAGCAGUAUUUUCAAGCUGCCACUCUAGGCUGGAUGAUUGAGCUUCUUCAAGCCAUGUUCCUCGUCGCCGACGAUAUCAUGGAUGGUAGCACUACCCGACGUGGCAAGCCAUGCUGGUACCGCCAGGAAGGCGUCGGUAUGGUUGCUAUCAACGAUUCUUUCAUACUUGAGUCUGCUAUCUACACCUUGCUCAAGAAGCACUUCAAGACUCACCCCUCUUACGUCGACAUGAUGGAGCUAUUUCACGAAGUAGCACUGCAAACCGAGCUCGGCCAGCUCUGCGAUCUUCUCACAGCUCCGGAGGAUGUCGUAAACCUCGACAACUUCAGCUUAGAGAAAUAUACCUUUAUCGUCGUCUACAAGACCGCGUAUUACAGCUUCUACCUUCCCGUUGCCCUGGCGCUGCACAUGCUCAACAUCGCGACCCCUAAGAACUUGAAGCAAGCUCAUGACAUCCUCAUUCCCAUGGGCGAGUACUUCCAGAUCCAAGACGACUACCUGGACAACUUCGGUCUUCCGGAGCACAUUGGCAAGAUCGGAACCGAUAUCCAGGAUAACAAAUGCUCUUGGCUCGUCAACCAAGCCCUAAAAUUAGCUACUCCUGAGCAGCGUAAGACGCUCGAGGAACACUACGGCAGGAAGGACAAGGCCCACGAGGCCGAGAUCAAGAAGCUCUACGACGAAAUGAAGCUCGAUAAACUGUACCAGGACUACGAGGAGAAGGCUGUCGGCGAGAUUAAACAGUUGAUCUCUCAUUUGGACGAGAGUGAAGGAUUGAAGAAGGGUGUUUUCGAAGAGUUCUUACGGAAGAUCUACAAGCGAAGCAAAUAAAGAAGUCGAAAUGGAGGAACGAAGCUUACGAAAUCUAUCGAAUAAUCGAGUCAACUGGUAAAAGGGAUGCCUAGGACGACGCAGGAGGAAUUCUUUGAAAUGACUGUAGAUUUCUAACUAGACAGCGACAUGAACAAUACCCUUGAAAUUUACAAUUCGAUAUGUUAUACUUGUGUUUUCACGAAGCAUAGGUCCCUCGCCAUCCUUAGGUGGUCCGGAAAGGAAGACCCCAUGUGUUACAACUUACUCUACUCGAAUAAGCCCAUUCUGCUCGCGGAGUUGGAAAGUGAGAGGGGCUUUCUUCCACGACAUAUAUAUUCCCGCAGAACUAAUCCGGUCUUCGGGGUUUUACACUACCGGAUAUUAAAAACACGCGUCUACUUCGCUACGGCAACCCGCAUCUCUAGAUUGGCUUGUGCGAUCCCCGCGCAAACCCUAGGCCCGGUGCUAGGCGGGAAGGUAAUUGGAUGCGAACUACCUUGCCUAGAAGAUAAUUCCUCAUCUCUUAACCAUCGCCCACCAUCCCGCCGGGCGAUAAUACCCUUUGUAGUCCGAAGGCCGUUGGCGGGAAUAUUUUCAUUGUUCUUUUCGAGGUUAAUAUGGCUUUUAUUUAACUAAUUUUGCCUUAGGAUUUUAUUUGACUAUUGAUACCGCGUACCCCUCUAGCGGGUGAUUCCUAAUUGGGCUUGAGAGAAGCUU
Messenger RNA from Daldinia loculata, 1856 nucleotides. RefSeq names its product terpenoid synthase. Lineage: Eukaryota; Fungi; Ascomycota; Sordariomycetes; Xylariales; Hypoxylaceae. Gene Ontology annotation, biological process: trans, trans-farnesyl diphosphate biosynthetic process. Gene Ontology annotation, molecular function: (2E,6E)-farnesyl diphosphate synthase activity; dimethylallyltranstransferase activity. Bases 114 to 1157 code for a protein of 347 amino acids. The record is from RefSeq and is a predicted model, not a curated record. The transcript has 2 exons. Gene Ontology annotation, cellular component: cytoplasm.